AUGUCUCUCCAGCAUGCUGCUGACGCGUCCUCGACGCCUCGCCUGGCAGUGAUGCCUCGCCCUCCUAGGAUUCCCUCGCCGACUACGCCUGGUCUUCCACGGAUGCCGCCGGCUCAUUCUGGGCCCCAUGCUGACGAAUGUCAAUCUCUGGAUUUGCUCGCUGAGAGUCAAGGGUUCCUGCCUUCACCUCCAUGUCUUCUCUCUUCAGUCGCCACUCCCACCCCGGCGUCUUCACUGCCAUCUGCUCGCCGGCGCCAUGUGGCUGCUUCUCCUGUUCCCUCUGGCCCUCCCUUGCUCAGAGGUGCUCCACUCUGCCAGAUGCUUACAGUUCGUGCAAGGACCUCUUCUACCUCUCGCAUUUCCGGUGAUGUCAUCCGCUCCAGCCCUGGAUCCUCUCCGCCUUCUGCCAGACUGUCUUCUGUGGCUGCCGCUCCCGAUCCUGUAGUGCCGCCUCCGGACGUCACUGCCGUCUCUGCUUCUGAAUCUCCAGUGUGUCACCACACUCGUUCUCGUGCUGCUGCUGGACAUUCAUGCUUACCUCCGCCUUCCCUGAUGCCUUCCUCCGUACAUCCUGCUCAGGCUGCUUCCUCUCCUGUGUCGCUUUCUGCCGCCGGUGCUCUGGAGCCCGCUGUUACAUCUGAUGGAUCCCGCUGUUACAAGACGGAACUGGAGCCCGCUGUUACAAGACGGAACGCCAGACCACUACCUAUUCAGGUGCCCUCGGACAAAUACCAUGCAUCUUUUCAUGCCCACGAGCAACAUAACUGCUUACCACCGACUGAUAAUAAAGCACAAGGGAAGCAUUAA
Molecule: messenger RNA, 807 nt
Organism: Stegodyphus dumicola
Lineage: Eukaryota; Metazoa; Arthropoda; Arachnida; Araneae; Eresidae
Product: proline-rich protein 36-like
Source: RefSeq, a predicted model, not a curated record